AUGUUCCCCUUCCUGCGCGAUGGGGACCUAUCCCCCAGUCCUGGCUUCACUGUAACGAAGGAACAGGACGACGAUGGCCCGCGCGACGGCCUACAACUCAUCAGCCCGCGCAAAGCCGCCAUCCUCGCCGAAUCCUCUUCCCCUUCCUCCAAACCUACAAGUCCACCUUCAAGCCAAUUAACCAAAGCCGCAGACCCCGGUAGCGGCCUUGACUUGCCUAGCGUCCCAAGCAACCUCUGCCCCCGCCUCCCAUCCUCGAGUUAA
This is a messenger RNA of Gloeophyllum trabeum ATCC 11539, 264 nucleotides long. RefSeq lists its product as uncharacterized. The transcript has 2 exons. Bases 1 to 264 code for a protein of 87 amino acids. The record is from RefSeq and is a predicted model, not a curated record. Lineage: Eukaryota; Fungi; Basidiomycota; Agaricomycetes; Gloeophyllales; Gloeophyllaceae.